Molecule: messenger RNA, 2006 nt
Organism: Bombyx mori (domestic silkworm)
Lineage: Eukaryota; Metazoa; Arthropoda; Insecta; Lepidoptera; Bombycidae
Exons: 5
Coding region: 500-1648 (382 amino acids)
Source: RefSeq, a predicted model, not a curated record
GUGACGCAUGGAAUAUGCGGAGCAGAGGUGCAAGCGAUCUUGCGGGACGUGAUUGAUUGACGGGGUAUAGGGAGACCGAGUGAAACGGUAUUCGCUGCCGCCCACCGAUCAGUGGGGGACCUGAACCCGAGUGUCACUACUAAGCUCCGCCCCGGGAAGCUGUCACGCCAACCGGCUUAAAUCCUGUCGUGCGGUCGUCGUGUCGGAGUCGGAGACCGGAGUGGAUCCUGGCGAUCGUACGCAGAGUGGAGUGGGGACCCUUCUAUGCCCUGUGUCAGUCCCUCAUGCAACCCGUGGUCGAGCGUACACUUUGUUUCGCGCCUUAUUCAGGUCCAUCACUAUUUUCCUUUAGAUUCUUCAAAAGCAGAACUCAUUUUUCAUACCUAUUUGUUUCGAGCUCUUUGUCAGUUAAGACAGAUAUGACAUGAAACUUAAAAAAAAAAACCCUGGUCAAACGCGACCACAAAAAUGAAAUAAUAAUAAUAACAAUAAAAUAAAAAUGAACAGACACCAGCGGCGCUACGGCAAGGUGCCCAAAAACGAGAGCGACACUCGAGUCAAAGUUUACAAGGAGUUGGGCGCCAAGCUCGAGGUGGUGUUGGCUCCGAAGAGCAAGGACUUCGCCAAACCCAUGACCAACAGAAGCUGCUUCGUGGCGCCAGAGCAAAGGGAUUUUGGACAGUUCACGAAUUGCCCUGAUUAUAAACAGAAUGACUUCUAUCAAGUCGAUAACAUAGGGCCGAUUAUACCUAACACAAUAGGGAAGUUGAAGGAAUUGAAAAAUGUGAUUUGCGUCAGUUCAAAUAAAGUCGAGCAUGGCUCGCAAUGUAAUCCUCCUGUUAACGAGUAUUUGACCACGUCCGAUGGAUCGCAGUGGCAGAGCGUUGAGAACAUCGACGAACUCGACAAGUACAUAGAUAAUGCUAGUGUAGAAGAUCGCCUAACGAAAAUCGACUACGAAAAAUCACAGAACAUAGAAAUAUCCGAAGCGCCUCGAGUGAAAGUCAUAAUCGAAAAAUUUACAAAAUAUAAAAAGGAUAACAUCGAACUGCGUAAAUUGGACGAGAGGGUCGUAUGUGUCGAGUACGACGUGUUCGGUCAGUCUGGGACCGGGGAGUCGGUCGCUCUGCGAAAGAUGAGAGUUUUCUUUUCAAUAAAACCAUCAUACAAAGACCAGUCUGGAAACGAAUUACCAUUGCUCAAUAAAUUCACUUCUGAUUUAAAACGUAACUUUGGAGUGACAGACGAUGAUUUGCACAAAAUGAACGGAAAAGAAGUCGAAAUCAUAGACAAUGAAAUACCCGAAAACAAACCUUACUUGGACGACUUAAGAAAGAUAUUAAAGAGAAAACAGAAUGGCGACAAAAAAGUUAAAAAUAAUCAAGACCUUUUGACGUUGUAUGAAAUGGCAAAUAAAGAUGCAUCCGGUCAACAUUUUUCAAAAAUCCUAACCAAAGAAGAGCUUCAAGACAUUAAGGAUUUAAUUCUAAAGGAAUGUACUUCGAGUGCUCAUGGGAUCAGUAGGAGAAAGAUUAAAAGCGGAGAAGAGAAUUUCGGCGAGAGAGAAGUCAAAGAACCGUGUGUGCCUUCGAAAAGUAUAGUGGCCGAAUUACUGAGAGAAGACGGAAGGACUAAUGUGUUUAAAUAAAACGUAAAUGAUGAAAAUAUAUUUUAUUGGAACUUGCAAUAAAGUUGAUAAUCGAACAACAGGUUAUAUUAAUAUAUUAUUGAUUAUAUUAUAUCACAAAUGUUGAAUAAUUAAAUUUUUAUUGACAAAAGAGCAGAUUGUCGAAAUGUUUCACUUUAAUCAUUUUAUUGUAACAUGACCAUAUGUUUUGUUCAUUUUGAGUUCUUUAUCCUAACAAAUUUCUUGAUUUUAAAUUAAAAUAAUUAACUGUAAUAUUUAAGAAUAUCACAUGAUUCACAAGUGAAUUUAAUAAUUUCUGUAGCAACUAGGAUGUUUUUUGGCCAUUUUGUGCAGUUUCCGGAUUAAAAGUUGGAUCGAG